Molecule: messenger RNA, 4505 nt
Organism: Arvicanthis niloticus (Nile rat)
Lineage: Eukaryota; Metazoa; Chordata; Mammalia; Rodentia; Muridae
Gene: Rnf144b
Product: ring finger protein 144B
Biological process (GO): protein ubiquitination
Molecular function (GO): ubiquitin-protein transferase activity; zinc ion binding
Source: RefSeq, a predicted model, not a curated record
GGGGCCUGGCUCCGGGAAUAAACAGCGGGGGAGCGGCUCGGCUGACGCUCGCUGUCCAGGGAGCGUGGUGCAAGGGCCGCAGGCCGCUGGAGCGAGCUCCGGGAUGGUAGCUAGAAGACUGGAAAGCCUUUGAUGCCAAAAGCCUCUGGCUGGAGACGCUGACAGCCCAGCCCUGACCCUCCGGGAGUCUUAGGCUGUGGCUUAGAUCUCAAGGGAUAGAGGAGGCUGAGGACAGGCUGAUGGACUCUGCCGAUGGGCUCCAGUGUCUGACCAUGACUGAGGAAAACCCACCCUCUGGAGACCUGAUUCCCACCCCGCUUGUCACUUGCAAACUUUGCCUGUGUGAACAGACCCUGGACAAGAUGACCAUGCUCCAGGAGUGCCAGUGUAUCUUCUGUACACCUUGCCUGAAACAGUAUAUGGUGCUGUCCAUCCGAGAAGGAUGUGGAUCUCCUAUCACUUGUCCUGACAUGGUGUGCCUAAACCACGGGACCCUGCAGGAAACCGAGAUUGCCUGUCUGGUGCCCGUGGAUGAGUUUGAACUCUAUCAGCGGUUAAAGUUUGAACGAGAGGUUCACAUGGACCCCCUCCGAACAUGGUGUCCCGUCGCAGACUGCCAGACCGUGUGCCACAUUGCAGCCGGAGACCCAGGACAGCCUGUGUUGGUGGAGUGCCCUUCUUGUCACCUGAAAUUCUGCUCAUGUUGCAAGGAUGCUUGGCACGAGGAGUCCUCCUGUAGAGACAGCCAGUCGGCGAUGCCAGAGCAUGGGGCCCUCUUCGGGACUGAUGCAGACGCCCCCAUCAAGCAGUGCCCCGUUUGCCGCAUUUACAUUGAGCGCAACGAAGGCUGUGCCCAGAUGAUGUGCAAGAACUGCAAGCACACGUUUUGUUGGUACUGUCUGCAGAACCUGGACAAUGACAUAUUCCUCAGGCACUAUGACAAAGGGCCAUGCAGGAAUAAGCUUGGCCACUCGAGAGCAUCGGUAAUGUGGAACCGAACACAGGUAGUGGGGAUCCUUGUGGGAUUAGGUGUCAUUGCCUUGGUGACUUCACCCUUGCUGCUCCUGGCCUCUCCCUGUAUAAUCUGUUGUGUCUGUAAGUCCUGUCGUGGCAAGAAGAAAAAGCACGAUCCAUCCACAACCUAAAGUCACCUGCACAGACAUCCAGUAAAAGCCCCACUUAGUGACCUUGCCUCCUCCUCCUUGCCAAAUUUUGGAAGUGCCUCUGUCCAGACUUUGAACUUGCCUGAAAGCAUUUGGUGUUGGAAAAGGCCACACCCCGAGCUUGAGUGAGCCUGUGUAUCGAGCAACAGCCCCACAGUCCAGACUACGUCUGUGGAGCAGGUUGGGAACUUUGCUUUAGCCUGGGAGACUCUAAAAUAUCACCAUCCUACCAUCCAAAGGAUCCCAUCAGGCUGCUCAUCUUCCAUCCAAACCAAGGCGCCUGGAUGAAUACUCAGUGUAGUAAUGGUAUUGCCGUGCUUGGCAGCGUUGCAAACUGAGCAAACGUCUGUGUUGGUUCCACUGCCACGAGACACAUGGCAGAAGCCCAGAGUCGGAGGGAAGGAUGAUGCUGCAUAAUAAGAAGUUCUAUGAGCAAGGGAGCCGGCUGCUUAUCUCAGGAGUCGACGCACUGGCUGGCAUGCCUGUGCCGGCUACCGAGUGUGCACUUCUUCAGCAUUCCCACAGCGACUUGGCAGAAACAUUAUCGCUCUCUCCCUGUGUGAUCUCAUCUUCAGGCAGGAGAAACUGCUGUUGGGAGGGAGUUGUUCCUUCCCAGGAAAAGGUUAUAACUUGUAAGACAACAUGGCCUCAUUCAGUGUCUGUUGUUUGGCAGAUGUUAUUCUUCUAAGGUAACUGGUUCACCACUCACCAUCAGCCCACAGCUGUGGUCCAUAAAAGUGUUUUAAUAUGAGAUGCAAGUGGGAAAGCUUCAAAGUCUUCACUGUAGACAGCAGGGUCCUUUCUUGGGCAGUGUGGUCAGAUUCCCAACAGAUUAGGAGUUGGACCAGACGGUUUAUGUCAACAGUACAUAUUGUAGUUCAUCCACACAUAUAGAAUCCAUGUGACUCCAACCGGGCAUGUGUGGAGAUAUCCAACGAAGAACACAAAAUAAGAUUAUUUAAAAGACUUGUCCCUUUCUAUGACUAAAAUGAUUUAUCUAUCAGCCUAAGAGGUUUUUUUUUGGGGGGGGGGUGGUUUUAUUUGCUUAGUACACAUGUGAAUUUUUGUUGUAAGUUCCUAACUUACUCAAGAGGUUAAACUCAAAAUUCUUUAAAACAAUGCCUAGUGCAGUUUUAUGAUAAUCAGGUUAUUUACAUACUGUCAGACACAAUUUAGAGCAGGUCCUUGCUCAGCCUAAUUUAAUUGGUCUCCCAGGAGCUGUCCAGAUAAUCUGAGUGUUUUCUAUGUCCUCAAGAAACAGAUAAGAUGACAAGAAUUCAGAUGGAUAUACUUCCUGUGUCUUCAGUCACUGGGAUCCCUGUCACCUCAGUGUGACACAUCCUGCCUAUUAUACAACUAAUCAGCAAAUAGGUUUUGAAAAGAGGAGCAUAUUUUCUUCUAGCAUUAUACAGUUGCCAUGAGCAAAGCGUCCUGGUGCUUCAUAAGAACUGCAUGUGUUCCAUGUUAACAGAGACCUCUCCUGGAAGCCUGGAAGAGUAUUCAGGGCCUAUUCUGUUUGCCUCAGUAACUAGAUUGUUAAACUGCUGCUAUCCCAGAUCUGUUAUCAAAGACCUGUUCUCAUCAGCCUUGCCUCUGCAGUGGAAUGUAUCCUAAGUGGGGAUGUAUAUAUUCAGGGGAUCACAUGUGUAUAUUAGCAUCUGGUGUAUGUACAGAACAUUCCCUGGCCAUGUGCUUUUUUACUCACAGUUUGUAUAAAUCAUAGAACUCUAGAAGACUUCUGAAUGGCAACCAGCCCAAAUCCUUUCAAUCAUUUUAUUAGAAAUUUCUAGAUACAAAGUGACUCUGUCUUCUGGUGAAUGUCUUAAGUACAGCAGAAAAAACAAUCCCUCUCUUUUGAAAGGGUAUGCCAUAUUAGUCUGGAUAUAAAGUCCAUGUGAAUGGAUGAUUUACACACAUAGUCACCUGACUCCUUUGAGGUGAGGGGCAUUUGUCAUAGCUCAGGGGAUUGCAGGAACUCAACUGAAAUUGGAUUUCUCUGCAUAGAUGUCAACUGCUACAACAAGCACCACCAUCAGUAAAUUCUCCAGUGAAUAACUAAGUGGGGCCGAUUUCAUGUUACCUGAAAUGCUGUUAUCAACGAAAUAAGAGCUGGUGGUAGAUGUGGAGUAAAAGCGGAGGAGAAUGUCUGGCAAUUUUCCUGAUGAAAUUGAGGGAAAUUGCCUUCUCAGAGUUUUUUUUUUUUUUCAAAAGCAUUAGUUUUGAUUUUAUUUUUUGGCUGGGAGGGGGGAGGUAUUGUUUGUCAAACUGAUUUUACAUAACUGGAUUUUUUUUAAUGUUGCAAAGUGCCUGAAUAAUGGUGUCUUUUUCCUCAUAUAGCAAAAUGUGUGUGCGAGAGUGUGUCAGAAUCUACCAGAGACUUUGGUAGAUGGAACCCAAGUGUCUGUAUCUCUGGCUCAUCCCAGGGCACAAUGCCAGCCCAAGUGACUUUGUUUACAAAGAAACAGGGUGGCAACUGUGUUGGGAAAGGCCAGUGUUCUCACUUUGGGUAAUUAGCCUCUUGAUGGCUUUACUUCCUCUUUACUUCCUCUGCCCCCCAGCUUCCUCCUCCUGCUUCAGGAAGAUUCCUACAACAAGUGUUUGGCUUUGACAAAAACUUUUCUAGUCCAUUUGAAUGAAAUAGAUUUAGAAGCCUACCAGGUUCACAUCUGGGAGUAACAGCCCACUUUCCAGAAAUCUCACUGGAUACAAUGGUACAGCCUCCAGAGCCUGCCGCCACCUCUGGGGUUCCCCGCUUAGAGUAAGUUAGACAAGAGAGGAAGAAAGCCAUAUGGAAGCAAGUGUAAGAGUCUUAGCCAUCCUGUUUGUUCACGCUGUGGGUAUUUGUUCUAGACUUGAAAUCUGUACUUUGAAAGUGGCCUUUGGAAAGCAAAUAGUUCAGCGUGGAUUUUCUUGUAGUCUGCAUCACAAAAUAAUCUUCCCUAUCCAAGUGGAAAAUUCUCAUUGAUUUUUUUUUUUUUUCUGGAUGUACAAAACUGUUUCUUGGAACGCCAAAUUUCCUCUUUAAAAUUACUGAAUAACUAAGUGUGUACCGCUUUAGCCUCCUGUGCCCACUGCUCCUGUAUCUCUCUGUCCGUGAAUAGAUGCCUCUAUGUCUGUGAACACGUGGCUGAGAGAACCACAGAAAUGCCUUAGAUGAAUGACAUUUUGUAAAGCUGUCUGAAUUGACAUCUACAGGCUAUUACAUCUCUGUUGGUUCAUGAUCCAGGAAGUUUUGUUGUGUGCUUACUUAAAUUACUGUUGUAUUAUAUAUAUAUUUUUCCAAGUCUUUGGGAAGAAAAUUAACUGUUUUAGUCUCUUUAGCCCCAAUAAAUGUGAGCAGGA